AGAAAAGCACUUAAAUUAAGACCCCACGUUAAGUCCUUUCAAAAGACCACAAGUCGUGAUUUUCAUCUUUCCUUCUCCACUGCACCAACACCAUCACAUUCAUUCUUUCACCUCACAUUUUCCAAAUUCAUUCCCAUUUUUUCAUCUAUACAAUUACAAAACAUGUCUUCUUCCUCUUCUCUUCAACUUCAAGCCUCUUCUUCCAAAUCCAAUCAUGAUCCUCACCACCAACAACAACCACUUAGCAGAUACGAGUCUCAAAAACGUCGAGAUUGGAACACCUUUGGUCAAUACCUCAAGAGUCAAAACCCACCUGUUCCACUAUCAAACUGUACCUUCAACCAUGUUCUUGAUUUUCUCCAUUACCUUGAUCAAUUUGGCAAGACCAAAGUCCACUUGCACGGUUGCAUCUUCUUUGGCCAACCUACCCCUCCUGCACCAUGUGCUUGUCCUCUCAAGCAAGCUUGGGGAAGCCUAGAUGCACUCAUCGGACGCCUCCGAGCCGCCUACGAAGAGAACGGCGGAUCAUCGGAGACUAACCCUUUCGCCGGAGGAGCCGUGCGGGUUUUCCUCCGUGAAGUGAAGGAUAGUCAGCAAAAGGCCAGAGGGAUUCCAUAUAAGAAGAAGAAAAAGAAGAAGAAGAGUUACCAAAUAAAGGGGAGUACUACUAGCACUACUCAAACUCAACAAAGUACCUAUGUCAACCAACAAGAUUCUUGAGAUAUGAACCAGAACUAUAUAUAAAUAUAUAUGGUAAAUUUUUUUUGUUUCUUUUAUAAGCAAUGAAUUUUAUAUAUUAAGAGAUGGAAUUAUUAUAUUGUCAUAUAUAACAUAUUAUGCCUAUAAUUAAUUGUUUGUUUAUGUAUUUUGAUUAAUUAUCAAUUGGCUUCAAAAUUUUCAUUGUUAGAAAUCUAAACUAUAACCACCAUGGGAAUUAAGCAGAAAAGGAUCUUAUAUUAAUUUGGAAGCAUUUAUAUCAAAAGGCUAUAAAAAGGUCAAGUAUAUGGAACGAUGGAUUUAGAGCAACAUGAACAGAAACAUUUGUAGUAUAUGAAACCCUAGAAGCUGAACAGAAACCCUAAGUAUACACUGUUGAUUGGAAAUGGUUUGCUUGGAGUUAUUUACUAGCUAGCUAUAAUAUUAUAAUAUAAUAUAAUAUAAUAAGACUGUUAGAAUAAUAAUAGCUAGUGUUUAUCUGUUUCUUUCUCUCUCUCCUAUAAUUCAAAAUAGUACUGUUACAGUGUUACUGUAGUUUUUAAUUAAAUACUAAUCACUUGCUUUAUGCUAAUUAUGUUGGGGCUUUUCGGAUUCUCCGAGAUUUCUUUUGUUCCCCAUGGAUGUGUUUUGAUCUAUCAUAUGUUGCAUGACACACACAACCUCACGUAGAAAGACACAUAUAUAUGAAAUUCUGUCAUAUAACAUUUUGAAAAAAAUGCAUGUUUCAAGUAAUAACUGACAGUACUCUUCUUAAGAAGAAUAUUGAAAAUUGUUGCAUACAGAUCUUGUUCAGAGAAAAUUUAAUUUGCAAAAACACUUAUUUUGACAUACAAUAGAUUUAUGUACUGUUGGAAAAUUAAUCUGGUUAAGAAGAAGUUAACAAGUUGCCAAUAUGCCCUUUUCUUUUGUUUCUGCAUUGUUAAAUCAUAAAUGCUUGUUGUCUCAUAUAGUGGAAGCUGAGGGCUACUUUAAUUAAAAUCUAG
Messenger RNA from Vicia villosa (hairy vetch), 1700 nucleotides. Its product is annotated as protein LIGHT-DEPENDENT SHORT HYPOCOTYLS 10-like. Lineage: Eukaryota; Viridiplantae; Streptophyta; Magnoliopsida; Fabales; Fabaceae. Bases 163 to 720 code for a protein of 185 amino acids. Gene Ontology annotation, biological process: mRNA transcription; response to light stimulus. Gene Ontology annotation, cellular component: nucleus. The record is from RefSeq and is a predicted model, not a curated record. The transcript has a single exon.